Molecule: messenger RNA, 770 nt
Organism: Haliotis rufescens (red abalone)
Lineage: Eukaryota; Metazoa; Mollusca; Gastropoda; Lepetellida; Haliotidae
Product: glutamate receptor ionotropic, kainate glr-3-like
Exons: 3
Coding region: 55-684 (209 amino acids)
Source: RefSeq, a predicted model, not a curated record
UUUAGUAAAUAUCCUAGAACUCUACCCGGGAAGGUGUUGGUGACGUCGUGGUGGAUGCUGCUGAUGGUGAUGACGACAGUCUACAGUGCCAACCUGGUGGCCGCCCUCUCUGCACAGACUGAUGUCAAACCUUUCUCUGACCUAGAGGGGCUUCUCGACAGUGACUACUCUGUUGGCAUGAGACCUAGUGGAAUGAGCCGUCAAUUACUAAAGUCAAGUCUUCCCUCAAGUGUCAGUGGAAGGAUUUGGUCCAAGAUAUCUGCCAACGACCCAGUCUUCCUUGAAUCAAAACUUGAGGAUCAUUUCAAAAGAGCGAGAAGUGAGAAGUAUGCCUUUCUGGAGUAUAGGACAAUUACAAACCGCCUAAUGGCUGAAGACUGCCAAUUGGAGCUGCUAGGGGAAAGUGUACUAUGGGUACAACUGGCAUUUGGAUUGCCUCAAAGGUCCCCCCUGAAAGCCGACUUCGAGAAGGUAAUGUCGCAGCUCACCGCGAGUGGCAUACUAGACGUAAUCUGGGCGAAAUGGUCUGUCAAGAGAAACCUGACAAAUUGUCCACAAAAACGAAUCUUGAAGUCAAUCACAGUGAACCAGAUUGGAGGUGGUUUCAUCGUCGUGUGUGCGGGGACUGGACUCAGUAUCAUUGUGUUGUGUAUGGAGAAACUGAUACAUUUAAGGCAAAACUGAUUAACUAAUGAAUCAGAAUCAUCAUACUGUACCACAGAAGAGAACAGUAUCAUUUUGAAACUAGCAAACUUCCGACAAAAGUGAUG